GCUUUUGUUACAACCCAAGUGCCUGGAGUUGAAUCAGCUUUGCCUGCUAGAACUAAGCAUGCCGUCUCAACAAAAAUGCAUUGUAGUAUUUGCCUUGGUAUGCUGCUUUGCAGUCCUGGUUGCCUUGAUAUUUUCUGCUGUAGACAUUUGGGGGCAGGAUGAAGACGGAAUCACAGAGAACAACUGUAACACAAACUGUCGAAUUGUUCUUGUAGAAAACAUCCCUGAAGAUCUAUAUUAUUCUGACAAUGGCACAUUAUAUCUUCCUCUUAACUUGGGACUGCUCAGCCUGUUGGAUUCAGCAGAAAAGACAGUGGAAAUUGUAUCUUCUCACUGGAAUCUAAAUGCUACAGAUAUGAAACAGAUUCACCCUUCAGCCUGGCAGGGACAGGAAGUGUUUAAAAGACUUCUAAAUCUUCAUUUGCAUCAGAAAAGCCUGAAAAUAGCAAGUGAUUUGAAUCACAAAGAAUCCAGUGAACUGAAACAACUUGCUAAACAUGGUGCUGAAGUUCAUUACCUAAACAUGACAGCUUUAACUAAAGGACAAAUGCACGCAUCUUUUUGGGUGGUGGACAAGAAGCACAUUUAUAUCGGAAGUGCAAAUAUGGACUGGCAUUCCAUGGCACAGAUGAAAGAACUUGGUGUGAUCAUCUACAACUGCAGCUGCUUGGCCCUGGACUUGCACAGGAUGUUUACCCUUUUCUGGCAGCUCGAAUACAAAGAGUUUAUCCCAACAAUAUGGUCGAAGAGGAUUUUUGCCAUUGCUAAUAUUGAAAAACCUCACAAUCUAACUCUGAAUGACACAAAUUAUGAUGUCUUUUUAUCCAGCUCUCCAAAUAUCUUUUGCCCUAAGGGCCGAACCAAAGAUAUUGAUGCCAUUUACAAAGUGAUUUCUGAUGCUCAAAGGUUCAUCUAUGUAUCUGUAAUGGACUAUUUACCUCUUAUAAACAGAAGUAACUACCAUACAGAAAAUGAAGUGUCACUGCAGAGAUAUUGGUCCCGUGCUGAUGAAAUGCUCAGAGAGGUGCUUGUUUUACGUAGGAUUAAAAUACGACUUCUAAUAAGUUGCUGGAAGCAAACUCAUCCCCUGACUUUUAACUUUGUGUGGUCUCUGAAGACACUUUGCACAGAUUUGCCAAAUUGCAGUCUAGAAGUGAAAUUCUUCACCCCAAAAGACCAACACAACAACACAUUUCAAACAGUCAAUAGGAACAAAUUCAUUGUGACGGACAGAGCUGUCUACAUUGGAAACUUUGACUGGGUUGGAAAUGACUUCACCUACAAUGCAGGUGCUGGCUUAACCAUCAUCCAAAAGGGUGCAAAACCAGAUAAAACUAAUUCCACAGUGAUCGAGCAAAUGAAGGCCAUUUUUGAGUGGGACUGGUACUCUCGUCAUGCCAAAAGUUUACAAGCAAAUAAGAUUCCAGAGUGCAUUAAGCAAAAACUAAGUAAACCAGCAUCACUUAAAAUCCCACCUGAAAGCAUGGAAGGGAAGGAUAUUUUUUAAACUACAGACUGGAAGUUGUAUCUCAGUGUAGAGAAAACCACCAAUGAGAGCAAUUGAAUCUGCCCGUUCUGGUCCCUAGGCCAAAG
Molecule: messenger RNA, 1593 nt
Organism: Polypterus senegalus (gray bichir)
Lineage: Eukaryota; Metazoa; Chordata; Cladistia; Polypteriformes; Polypteridae
Gene: pld5
Product: phospholipase D family member 5
Exons: 11
Coding region: 59-1507 (482 amino acids)
Molecular function (GO): catalytic activity
Source: RefSeq, a predicted model, not a curated record